Messenger RNA from Thlaspi arvense, 669 nucleotides. NCBI's taxonomy places the organism in Eukaryota, Viridiplantae, Streptophyta, Magnoliopsida, Brassicales, Brassicaceae. The record is from the annotation of a GenBank genome assembly.
AUGAAGAUACCUUCUUCAAUUGUCUCGUUUCUCAUCACUCUCCUGUUGGCUGCAGCUAUCUGCACCCACGGACAAGAACCGGUGAAGGACACGGAUGGAAAUGCAGUUAAAGCCGGCGAACAAUACUUCAUCCAGGCGGUUAAGACCGAGAGUAACAACGGAGGUGGUCUUGUCCCAGCCGCCAUUUCAGUAUUUCGCUUUUGUCCACUUGGAAUCACCCAAUCACUCCUUCCAAGUCAACCGGGCCUACCGGUUACCUUCGGAUUUCUAUCCUCGGACACGGACACCACCGUUACGACAUCCACCGAUGUAACCAUCGAGUUCCAGGCCGGAAUCUGGCCGUUCUGCAAAGACUUGUCCAAGUUAUGGGAAGUCGAUGAAUCCUCAUUGGCUAGCGAGGAGCCAGCGAUUCUCAUCGGUGGUGUACCGGAGCGAACAAAUAGCCAGUUUAAGAUUGAGGAAGCCGGAGCAAACACUUACAAGUUGACCAGCUUGACCGGAACCGUUGGAGUCAGCCCAGGGAUUUGGGGAACACAACUAGUUCUCACCAAUGAUGACGCUAAGACCAUACUCGUUAAAAUCAAAAAGGUUAACAAUGAUGCCAGUACGGCUGCUACAUCCACUUCUCGUGUUGAGAAGUUGGGUCUAAGGAUGUUCACGUUCUACUAG